GAGCUUGGAAAUCUGGUAAUACUUUUCAACAUCCGAAUCCAACUGUGAAGACCAAACAGCCUACCUAUGCUGCUUCGAGAUCGGUCCAAUCAAUUCAACAUGAAUCCCGGAAGAAACAAAGUGCAAACAAUGAGGUUAUGGGGUUGAGAAACACAAACGAAUAUCUCAACAACUCGGCGACGAGUGUCUUGUGAAUCGUAUCGAUACAACUCCUGAAAUCAGAGGUCUGCAGAAGCUUACACUCGAUCGUUGCACGGAAAGUGGCUCGUGUGGCAGAGAAUGUCGAGAAAGAAAUGCCAUACCAGAUCAUUCCUCUAACUUCCAGCCUCAAAGGGAUAUGAAAAGGCAUCCUUUACCUAGAGGCUGAAACGUCAUAAUUGAUUAUACAUGUCACAUCAGAGACAAGGGAAGUACACGCGAGAGUGGCUCGGCUGGAAUGUACUUUUCAAAGGUAACAUUCCGUUAGCUUUACGCGUAGCAGCAGGAAGAUUCCUGUUGUUGGUCUUGCUGUAACAACCAUACAAGAGGGUAUCACUUGGUGAGGAGUUAAACCCAAAGCAUUCUGGGUUCACAAAUACACGAUAGCUCUUCGGAACUUCAUAUGUGUGUCCACGAUGGGUGAGAGGAAAUGGCAUUCGCAGUGCAUUCGUGGACGCGGUAGACGCCAAGUAGCUUGGCAGCGAGGUCUCAUAUUCCAAGCCUCUACAUUCUUCAUAUUCUUUGAUAUGUACAACACAAUUUACAAGUAUAAAUCUUUCUCAUACUCUCAUUCCCUUUGUUUGUACACGCGUUGUUCCUUUCUCUUUUUCCCAACUAACGGCAUUAUUUUCAAUAUGAGGACCGUAAGCUUGUUGAUCUUUCUGACCUCUGUCAGAGGCAUUUUGGGUGGUGUCUGCACUAAAGAUCAAUGCGCCGAUGCUAUUACAGCAAUUGGUGAAAUCAACGUCGGUCUCCAAAGUCGUUCAUUAGAUUGCGCCAAAUUCAUAGCGACUACUGUCACUCCCAAUGCUUCGAUUGCUUUGAUCACUACCAGUGCCAACAUGGAGGACUAUCCCUAUGUUCCUUCUCAAACAACUGCAGGUCAUGGUACAAUUCCUACUUACGCAUCAUAUUGUACCGAUGCAUCUAAGUAUUCUUCCGCCUGUAAUUGUGCGGGGGUGACACCAUCAACAGUUCUCGCUCCAACUCCAACUACCUACCUUUACGAUAAACUACCCCUGUGCGCUAACCCGGCUACGUGUGCACAAGGAUAUAGUAAUUCUGCUUGUGGGGGGGGAGCUGGGAUCUGUAUUCCUAGUGGGGGAAAUGAUGAUUCUGGUUUCUGUGUCGCUGCAGGAAGUUGCGGAAUCACCUGUGAAACCCAUUCGGAUUGUACAACCGGCAUCUGCCUGAAGGACGUUUGUUGUGGUUCUACCUGUUAUAAUCCUUCGGUUCAAUUCGUCACGACAUGGCCUCUUACUGCCAACAAACUUGCCAAGAAAGACUUUAGUAAUUUUAAGGAUCUCUUCAACAAAUUCAAUGAGGUAAAAUCGAAAUUAUUCGGCUCGUCGAGGAACAAAAUCUUGGGUACUUAUCUGCCUGAGAACCCUCAGCCUACGAACUUCUUCAAAGGUGGAUUUUAAGAUGGCAUUAUUUGGAUUGGCGUGAUAUUGAAAGCACGUCAGGUUGGAGUAGAUGAAACUUAGGUUAAUAUGGGAUAUGAAUCUCUUUCUGUUGCAGUUGUUGGGAGGACUUGAAAUUGUUUGAUCAGUUUCUUUGCCUUGACGUACAUGACAUAUAUCAAUGCGUCGUCAUUCUCUUCUUUUACCAGACUUCUUCUAUCUAGAUCAUAAGAAAAUACGGAAUGGACAUCUUUAUACAGAUAUCUUUAUGCGAAUAUCAAAAUUUGUUCGCAAUUAGACUCUAUAUUUUGUCGGAGCAAUUGAUAUCAAUACUGAAAUGAUAUCA
Molecule: messenger RNA, 1947 nt
Organism: Botrytis cinerea B05.10
Lineage: Eukaryota; Fungi; Ascomycota; Leotiomycetes; Helotiales; Sclerotiniaceae
Exons: 3
Coding region: 615-1622 (335 amino acids)
Source: RefSeq, a predicted model, not a curated record